ACCAAUCUGAAAACCUUCACUAAACAGUAUAAGAAGAUCGAAGAUCGAAGAUCCAUUAGAUCACAAACGCUAAUCAUGAAUCCCCUUCAAGAAUUUGACUCCACAUCAGACACAGACAACAAAGCCAUAAACACCACGGAAAACACAGUAGCGAACAGUUCCAAUUUCACACCCUUGUUGUCUUCAGCAUCAUCAUCAUCACCACCACAACCACAACCAUCAUCCACCACCAGUACUCUCAGUCGCUAUGAGAAUCAGAAACGCCGUGACUGGAACACCUUUGGCCAGUACCUUAGAAACCACAGACCACCACUUUCUCUCUCUCGAUGCAGUGGUGCUCAUGUCCUUGAAUUCCUCAGAUACCUUGACCAGUUUGGGAAAACUAAGGUUCACACACAUGUUUGUCCCUUCUUUGGACAUCCAAACCCACCAGCACCAUGUCCUUGUCCUCUAAGACAAGCAUGGGGUAGCCUUGAUGCUCUCAUAGGUCGCUUGAGAGCUGCUUUUGAAGAGAAUGGUGGAAAACCUGAAGCUAACCCUUUUGGUGCUCGUGCUGUUAGGCUCUAUCUUCGUGAAGUGCGUGAUUCACAAGCCAAAGCUAGAGGAAUUAGCUACGAGAAAAAGAAGCGCAAACGUCCCCAAUCUGCAUUGCCACCAUCAAAUGCAAGUUAAAUUAAUUAAACUUGUGAUUUGACACUGGGACAAUGGAAUAUGGGGACACCAUUAUUUGGAAUUUGAUUAGAAAAUUAAUGUGUAACCUAAAAAACAGUCUUAAUGUAAUUUAAGCUGGCAAUAGUGGUAAGAGUGAGAAGACUG
This is a messenger RNA of Gastrolobium bilobum, 816 nucleotides long. RefSeq names its product protein LIGHT-DEPENDENT SHORT HYPOCOTYLS 4. Gene Ontology annotation, cellular component: nucleus. Gene Ontology annotation, biological process: response to light stimulus; mRNA transcription. Lineage: Eukaryota; Viridiplantae; Streptophyta; Magnoliopsida; Fabales; Fabaceae. The transcript is spliced from 2 exons. Bases 76 to 672 code for a protein of 198 amino acids. The record is from RefSeq and is a predicted model, not a curated record.